ACACAAUACACAGAUUACACAGGCUACAGCACCAUUUUAUAUCGAACAAGUCGUGAAUUCGUGAUUUACAGACGUUUGAAUUGUUGGUUUAUAAAUUAACUACAGCACAAAACAUGUCAGAAAAGGAGACUAAAAAAAAGGUAAUGUCCCAAAAAGAUUAUCUAAAAAGAUAUCUGUCAGGUGGAAAGAAGAAAAAAGAAAAAAUUAAAAUUCAAAAAAGAGUACAAAUUAUUGAUGAUAAUAUUGAUUGUGUUGAAAAUGAUUAUGAAACUUCCAUUGGAUUUGAUCCAGUUGAUGAAUUUGCACCUCAAAUAGUAGGUAUCAUUGAUGAGAGACCUGAAGACGUUAAAACAUUGGACACAUACAAAAAUAAAAAUCGGUGGAAACGAGUUGGUGGAGAUAGUGAUAUUGAAGAAGAUUCUACUAAAAUUGAUAUUGAUCAAGUCAAAAAUUAUGUUCAAAAAAUAAAUAAAUCUACUUUAAAUGAUCUAAUAAAAGAGAAAAAUGAAGAAUCAAUAGAAAAUGAUAUGCCGAUUAGACGUGACCGAAAAACUGGUAAGAAACGAGAUCUCAAAAAAGAAAGAGAAGAAGAAAAAAAGAAAGAAGAAAUAUUAAACGAGCAUAAAGCUAAAUAUGCUAUUUGGGGAAAAGGAGUAAAACAAGUUAAGGAUGCUCAAGAAAAAUACGAGUCUGAUCUACAUGAAAUGCAAAAACCAUUAGCGAGGUAUGCAGAUGAUCAAGAUCUGGAUGAUUUGUUGAAGUCCAAGAUCAGAGAUGGAGAUCCAAUGCUCGAAUAUAUCAGUAAAAAUAAAGGAUCGGGUGAAGAUUCUCCUGAUGGUGUGAGACAUGAAGUAAGAGAGUUUCGAGGUUUUUGUCCACCAAAUAGAUUUGGCAUACGUCCAGGAUUUGCAUGGGAUGGUGUAGAUAGAUCUAAUGGUUAUGAACAGAAAUGGUUACUGCAACUAAAUUCUCAGAAAGCUGUGGAGGAUGAAGCAUAUAAAUGGAGCUGUUCUGACAUGUGAAUAAAUAUGUAUAUAUUUAUAUAUCUGUAUUAUGAGUUACUAACUGUAAUUAUUACCCAUAAUAAUUUUAUGUUUAUGUUUACAAUUAAAUAAAAUUAUAUUUGGCUUCUAA
Melanaphis sacchari is the source of this 1134-nucleotide messenger RNA. Its product is annotated as BUD13 homolog. Gene Ontology annotation, molecular function: RNA binding. The coding region runs from base 114 to 1022 and encodes 302 amino acids. Gene Ontology annotation, cellular component: RES complex; U2-type spliceosomal complex. The transcript has 6 exons. The record is from RefSeq and is a predicted model, not a curated record. Gene Ontology annotation, biological process: mRNA splicing, via spliceosome. NCBI's taxonomy places the organism in Eukaryota, Metazoa, Arthropoda, Insecta, Hemiptera, Aphididae.